Messenger RNA from Neltuma alba, 1086 nucleotides. RefSeq lists its product as uncharacterized. The transcript has a single exon. The record is from RefSeq and is a predicted model, not a curated record. The coding region runs from base 1 to 1086 and encodes 361 amino acids. NCBI's taxonomy places the organism in Eukaryota, Viridiplantae, Streptophyta, Magnoliopsida, Fabales, Fabaceae.
AUGAUCAAGCAGAAAGAGGAGGUAAAAAUUUCUAAUUUACCAUUUCCUAAUUCAUUUCUAGUAUCUAGAAAAUUGUCUAACAAUCAACUUGAGAAGGAUGCUAUGAAUUUGUUUAGUAAACUUGCUGUGAAUGUCCCUUUACUUGAUUUCUUGAAAAGAGCACCUAAAUACGUGAGAUUUCUAAAGAAAUUAUGCACUAAUAAGAAGAAAUGUAAACCUAAUGGGAAAGUGCAAUUGGGCUCUAAUGUAUCUGCCAUUUCUAAACCUCAACUCCCCAUUAAAUGUGCUAAUCCUAGAUCUUUCACAAUACUUUGCACUGUUGGUCAACUGAAUAUUGCUAAUGCUCUUUUAGACUUAAGAGCUACAAUUAAUGUGAUGCCUCUUUCUUUAUACACAUCUUUAGGCAUUCAAACAAUUAAGAGCACUAGCAUGUUAAUACAACUUGCUGAUAUGACUGUUAGGAAGCCAAAAGGGUUACUGGAAGAUAUCAUGGUAAAAGUCAAGGACUUGGUUAUCCCUACAGAUUUUUAUGUUUUAGAUAUGGACGCCCCACCCCAUAUUCAAGAAACAUUGAUUUUGGGUAUGCCAUUCCUUAGAACUGCUAAUACGGUAGUAAGUUUGAAAGAUGGAUACAUAACCAUAGAAGUAAGGGAUAAGAAAAUUCAGUUUGAUGUUUAUGAAGCAAUGAAACACCCCUUUAAAGAUUAUUCACUUUUGGAUGUCAAUGCUAUUGAUUGUUUCAUUGAUGAGGCUAAGGUAGAGUAUGAGUGUUCCUUGCAUAAAUUGAAUGAGGAAGAAACUUUGGAUACUGGUUUUUCUUUUCUUGAUGUUAAUUCUCUUUUUUGCCUUGAUUCAUUUUUGGAUGAUAAAGAUGACGUGUGUAGUAUUGACUCUUUGACAGUUGAUAGCUCACUUUCCACUUUAUCAUCUUUUUCUUUUGAUCUAUCUUCUACUAAUGAUGAGGUAUUUUCUCAUGCAUCAAGCCAAGAGCUUGGAAACGAUUUUGUGUCUGAUUUUGUAGAAAUGGAAAAGCUGGCCCAAAGUAUAUUGACCAAGGAAAAGGAAGAAGUUAAUGCAGGUGAUUGA